Monopterus albus (swamp eel) is the source of this 1085-nucleotide messenger RNA. Its product is annotated as C1GALT1-specific chaperone 1-like. Gene Ontology annotation, molecular function: N-acetylgalactosaminide beta-1,3-galactosyltransferase activity. Bases 1 to 777 code for a protein of 258 amino acids. The transcript has a single exon. Lineage: Eukaryota; Metazoa; Chordata; Actinopteri; Synbranchiformes; Synbranchidae. The record is from RefSeq and is a predicted model, not a curated record.
AUGGAGGAGCUGAGCAAUCAAGUCCGGGUCUAUUGCAUAAUCAUGGUCCAGGCCAAGAUCCUUGUUUACUGGGCUGCGGCUAUACACACCUGGAGCAAACACUGUGAUAAGGCUGUGUUUUACACCUCAGAGGCUUCAAAAGCACUUGAGGCAGUAGAUCUGAAUGAAAAAGAUGACUGGGCAAGGUUACGUAAAGCUUUGACACAUGCGUAUGAGAAUGCCGGAGACCUGCGCUGGUUCUUUGUGGCACAACCCACUACAUUUGCCAUUAUUGAGAACCUCAAAUACCUGCUGCUCACAAAGGAUCCCAAUGAACCCUUUUACUUGGGGAAUGCUGCAAAGUCAGGGGAGCUUGAUUAUGUGGUGUAUGAUAGUGGCAUUGUCCUUAGCUACGAAGCUCUGAAAAGGCUGGUAAACGUGUUCAAGGAUGAAGACAAAUGUCCAGAAAGAGGAGGCAGCCUGUGGAAUGUGGGUGAGGAAAAGCAGCUUGCUAUGUGUCUAAAAUACACAGGUGUGUUUGCAGAGAACGGAGAAGAUAUCCAUGGAAAGGGCCUGUUCAACAGUAAGAGUGUCGAAAGCCUGAUAUCGGACAGCAUGCAGGCCAACCCCACAAAUGUGGUGGAGGGCUGUUGCUCUGAUAUGGCAGUCACAUUCAACGGGAUGUCACCAGAUCAGAUGCAGGUUAUGAUGUUUGGAGUUUACAGACUCCGUCCUUAUGGACAUGAUUUUCAUGACCUAUUAAUAUUUGACCCUCCUGUGGGCUCAGACAAUGACUAGACUCAUUCCUUAUGGUGGGAUGUGGCAUUUUAAUGUUUUUAACUUUGGGGUGGUGGUUUUCAUAUGUUGAGUAUAGCAACAUUAAAAAGUGUCUAAUAAUACAAUGCAUUGUUAACACUGAAAGAAUUUAACCAACUGUUUGAGUGAAAAUUCCUGGACACCAACCAUUUCCUUACAGUAAGCAGUCACAUUUUACUCACUGGAGGAGUAGAACAGGUCUAACUGGGAAAUCUACAUCACAAUGCCACUCCUUCAGUCAGCAUGCAACUUUGUUCACAUUCUAAACUGCUUCAGUAGACAGGACACAU